GAGAUGGCGCAGUAGAGUGACGCAGCCGCUCGGUGCAGCUGGACAUGGCGGCGCUGCUGAGAGGUCUGCGGGCUGGAAGGGCACUACGGGGGCUGAGCAGCGUUGUUGCUGCGCCGACGGCAGCGAACCCUCAGUGCCCCGGCUUGAGUCGAGGUUUCCACCGAGCAGCCCUGAGGCUGCAGGACGAGUCCAAAUCUGACAAACCUCCGUCCUCAUCUUCAUCCACAACCUACCACGAGCACUACCAGGCCCACUCUGCAGAACAUGACACGGCAGAAGCUUCCCAGCAUGACUCGGCAUCUGACCCGGCAGCAGAGCAGCCCGAACGGCCAAACACCAGCUACCAGGACCAGAGCGGCGAGCAGGGCGAAGAGUAUGAAACCGAGGAGCAGCUUCAGGCUCGAAUCCUGACGGCGGCGCUGGAGUUUGUCCCCCAACACGGCUGGUCGAUGGAGGCGAUCGCUGCCGGAGCUGAGACUCUGGGUCUGUCCUCGGCGUCCAGCGGGAUGUUCUACAACGGAGCAGGAGAUCUGGUUCUGCAUUUCAUCGCUCAGUGCAACUCGCAGCUGACGGAGAUUCUGGCUGAGCAGCACAACCAGAUCCAGCUGGGUCAGGCCGAGCAGAAGAAGACGGCCGACUUCCUGAGAGAAGCCGUGGAGACCCGACUGCGGAUGUACAUCCCCUACAUGGAGACCUGGCCUCAGGCGAUGAGCAUCCUGCUGCUGCCCCACAACAUCCCCGACAGCCUGAAGCACCUGUCCUCUAUGGUGGACGACAUCUGGUACUACGCCGGCGACCGGUCCACAGACAUGAACUGGUACACCAAGCGGGCCGUGCUGACGGGGAUCUACAACACCACCGAGCUGGUGAUGCUGCAGGACUCCUCCCCGGACUUCCAGGACACCUGGAGCUUCCUGGACAACCGCAUCCAGGACGUGGUCAACAUGGCCGGCACAGCCAAGCAGGUGCAGGCGACCGGUGACGCCGUGGUGCAGGGGCUCAUGGGAGCUGCUGUAACACUGAAAAAUCUCACAGGAAUCAACCAGAGGCGAUGAUGUGGAGCAACUCUCCGUCACACCGACCAUCCGAACCUACAACGCGAGCUGAAGAUCAACUUUCUUUCUGCUCGUAUUUCUGAUUGACUGUAAUAAAUGUCUCUGAGGUUUUGAAUUGGGGCUUUUAUUCAGUAACGUGUCCGUCUGCUCACCUGCAGGACCGGCGGCGGCUUUGUUCUGCUUCGUCUCACUGUCCAAGAUUUCACUCUCCUGCUCAGAUCAUCUUCAUCCUUUGUAUAGAAGGAGCACGAUCUGUGGUUGAAUCACGUCAGAGUUCAAUAAAGUAGUUGUUGUAUAUUUA
Stegastes partitus (bicolor damselfish) is the source of this 1356-nucleotide messenger RNA. RefSeq names its product coenzyme Q9 homolog (S. cerevisiae) (gene coq9). Gene Ontology annotation, biological process: ubiquinone biosynthetic process. The record is from RefSeq and is a predicted model, not a curated record. The transcript has 9 exons. Gene Ontology annotation, cellular component: mitochondrial inner membrane. Bases 45 to 1055 code for a protein of 336 amino acids. Gene Ontology annotation, molecular function: lipid binding. NCBI's taxonomy places the organism in Eukaryota, Metazoa, Chordata, Actinopteri, Pomacentridae.